Molecule: messenger RNA, 1219 nt
Organism: Daucus carota subsp. sativus
Lineage: Eukaryota; Viridiplantae; Streptophyta; Magnoliopsida; Apiales; Apiaceae
Product: prohibitin-3, mitochondrial
Exons: 2
Coding region: 112-954 (280 amino acids)
Biological process (GO): mitochondrion organization
Cellular component (GO): membrane; mitochondrion
Source: RefSeq, a predicted model, not a curated record
GACACAUAAUUUCCUUUCCUCCAAACCUCCCACUUCAUCAAAAACCCCUCUUCUCUCUCCCCAAAACCCUCAUCUACUCUCUCUCUAAACUCUCUCUCUAGAAAUCACCAAAUGGCUAAUCAAGCUGCGAUGUCGUUUCUCUCCAACAUAGCCCGCGCCGCCUUCGGCCUCGGCGUCGCCGCCAGCGCCCUUAACGCCUCUCUCUACACCGUCGACGGCGGCCAGCGCGCCGUCCUCAUGGACCGUCUCCGAGGAGUCCUCGACGUCCCCGUCGGCGAAGGCACUCACUUUCUCAUCCCCUUCCUUCAAACCCCUAACAUCUUCGAUAUCCGCACCAAGCCCCACACUUUCUCCUCCGUCUCCGGCACCAAAGAUCUCCAAAUGGUUAAUCUCACUCUUCGGGUCUUAUCGAGACCCUUGGAGUCCAAAUUGCCUACAAUUUACAAGGAAUUAGGUCUCGAGUAUGACGAGAAAGUGCUUCCUUCUAUUGGAAAUGAGAUUUUGAAGUCAGUUGUGGCGCAAUUCAAUGCGGAUCAGUUGUUGACUGAGAGGCCUAAGGUGUCUGCGCUCGUGCGCGAUAGUUUGACUACUAGGGCUAAGGAUUUUAAUAUUGUGCUCGAUGAUGUGGCGAUUACGCAUUUGUCUUAUGGUAAUGAGUUCUCCAAGGCGGUUGAGCAGAAGCAGGUGGCGCAGCAGGAGGCCGAGAGGUCUAAGUAUGUUGUGGCAAAAGCGGAACAGGAGAGGAGGGCGGCGAUUAUUAGGGCAGAAGGUGAGAGUGAGAGUGCUAAGCUGAUUUCCGAUGCGACCAAAGAGUCUGGGAUGGGGUUGAUUGAGCUGAGGAAGAUUGAAGCGCAGAGGGAGAUUGCUGCCACCAUGGCGAGGAAUCCUAAUGUGGCCUACUUGCCAAAUGGGAACAGCAAUUUGCUUCUUGGUCUCAAUGCUGCUGGUCGUUGAUUGUGAUGGAAUGCAUGGGUGGCGCGGCUAUAAUAAAGUGUUCUUGAAGCGUGAUAUAUGCAUGUGAUGGUUGUUGUUGCCUUCAACUUCUCAAUGAGUCUAAUAUAUGGAGUACUAAUUUAUUAGGAAGGAACAGUGUUUCAUGGAUUUACCUUGUAAUGCAAAUAUAUAUUACUGCCUUGCAGUUAAAUGAUGUCUCUUGUGUUUGCUUGCAGGCAGAAAUUCUUAAAAUAUGUUAUUGAUUUAUCACUCUGUUUAUUAUUCA